This is a messenger RNA of Ananas comosus (pineapple), 1381 nucleotides long. RefSeq names its product DNA repair protein RAD51 homolog 3. The transcript has 9 exons. Gene Ontology annotation, molecular function: four-way junction DNA binding; crossover junction DNA endonuclease activity; ATP-dependent DNA damage sensor activity. The record is from RefSeq and is a predicted model, not a curated record. Gene Ontology annotation, cellular component: Rad51B-Rad51C-Rad51D-XRCC2 complex; replication fork; Rad51C-XRCC3 complex. Gene Ontology annotation, biological process: DNA repair; reciprocal meiotic recombination; meiotic DNA recombinase assembly. NCBI's taxonomy places the organism in Eukaryota, Viridiplantae, Streptophyta, Magnoliopsida, Poales, Bromeliaceae. Bases 85 to 1128 code for a protein of 347 amino acids.
UCAAAAAAAGAAGAGAGAGAGAGAGAGAGGGAGAGGGAGAGGGAGAGGGAGAGAGAGAGAGAGAGAGAAAAGAAAAAGAAAAAAAUGGAGAUCGCGAAUCUCCCCAUCUCCGCGUCGCAGCGUUCGAAGCUCCUCUCGGCGGGAUACGCCACCCUCUCCUCUCUCUCCUCCCUCUCCCCUUCUCACCUCGCCCGAGAUCUGAAUAUAGAGCUUCAGGAAGCACUGGAGAUUCUGAAGGUUGUGUCAGACGCCGCCGACAGAAGUAAAAGCACAGAUGGCCAUCAUCAAGCUCUUAAGGGAGUUCAGACUGCUUGGGACAUGCUAUCAGAGGAGCAAAUGCAGCAACACAUCACUACUGGUUGUGAAGAUCUUGACCACAUACUCCGCGGAGGAAUACAUUGCGGAGAAGUUACUGAAGUUGGUGGUGUUCCGGGAAUUGGUAAAACACAAUUAGGGAUCCAGCUUGCAGUCAAUGUUCAGAUUCCAGUUGAAUAUGGUGGUCAUGGUGGGCAAGCAGUUUAUAUAGAUACCGAAGGCAGCUUUAUGGUAGAACGUGCUCACCAAAUCGCGGAAGGAUGCAUCAAUGGGAUACUAGAUAAUUUCACAGAUCAUGAUAGAAAGAUUUUGGCUUGCCAGGAAUGGAUGCAACCGAACAGUUUCCUAUCUAACAUCUUUUACUUCCGCAUAUGCAGUUACACUGAGCAAAUUGCUGUGACAAACUACUUAGAGAAGUUUCUCAAAGAGCAUAAAGAUGUAAAGAUAGUUGUAAUAGAUAGUGUGACUUUUCACUUUCGCCAGGAUUUUGAUGAUUUAGCCUGUAGGACGAGGAUACUCAGUGGGAUGUCUCUGAAAUUGAUGAAGCUUGCGAAAACAAAUAACUUGGCGGUUGUUUUGUUGAACCAAGUAACAACAAAGUAUACAGAAGGCUCAUUCCACCUAACUCUUGCUCUUGGUGAUAGUUGGUCGCACUCAUGCACAAACCGCAUCAUUCUGUAUUGGAACGCAAACGAGCGUUACGCAUACAUCGACAAGUCUCCGUCUCUCCCCUCGGCCUCGGCUCCUUACUCUGUGACGAGCAAAGGGAUUCGGAACUCUACUUCGCAUUGCAAGCGUGUUAGAAUGAUGUAAGUCCCCUUCCAAACAUCAGAGAGUUUUGAGUGGGACAUGGGAAGUAGAGAAAUCACAAAAAUCAUUUGUGCUCUUAUGUUGUUCCCUGGGUGUAGAUAUGACCAUUUUGUAGUUUGCUAAAUUGGUUGUCUAUGUUACACAUGCUUCUGAUGCAUGUUAAGGAUGCAUGUUCCAAUUUUGUACCUUUUUGAGGAUAGAUUUAAAUGUAUGGAUUCAGGAUCUAAACUUGAAAUGAAUUGUGAUUUUUGUCUUA